AUAAUUUUGGAGUUUAAAACAAAAUGAAAAACACAGUAAUUAAUUCCAAGUUGAAACUCGAAACACCAAUAACCCACGUAUAUAGAGUACGGCCUUUUUAGUGUCCAAAACCGCGUCAUUUUCUCUCUCUCCAAGACUCCACACUAGCAAUGGUGUCACUCCUCUUCUUCUUCUUCUUAUUGAUAACUCUCUGCCCCUCCUCUUCCGCCGCCGCCAACACAACAACAGAGUAUCUGAAACUCCCAUUACUCCAUAAAACCCCUUUCACAUCUCCAUCCGAAGCACUAGCUUUCGACAUAAACCGCCGCCUCUCUCUACUCCACCAUCACCGCCACCAACAACAACACAAACAGAACUCCUUCAGGUCCCCCGUCAUUUCCGGAGCUUCAUCUGGCUCCGGACAGUAUUUUGUAUCGUUGCGCAUCGGUACUCCACCACAAACACUCCUCUUAGUAGCUGACACUGGUAGCGAUCUUAUAUGGGUGAAAUGCUCACCUUGCAGAAACUGCUCACACCGCUCUCCAGGAUCCGCAUUCUUCGCUCGUCACUCAACCACAUAUUCAGCAAUUCAUUGUUACAGCCCGCAAUGCCAGCUGGUUCCACAUCCCCACCCUAAUCCCUGUAAUCGCACGCGCUUACACAGCCCUUGUCGAUAUCAGUACACCUAUGCUGAUUCUUCUACAACAACUGGGUUCUUCUCUAAAGAAGCCUUGACGCUCAAUACCAGUACUGGAAAGGUAAAAAAGCUUAAUGGUUUGUCAUUCGGAUGUGGGUUCCGGAUCUCGGGUCCGAGUCUAACCGGUGCGAGUUUUGAAGGUGCUCAGGGUGUAAUGGGCUUGGGUCGAGCUCCCAUUUCUUUUUCUUCACAAUUAGGUCGUCGUUUCGGUAGCAAGUUCUCCUAUUGUCUCAUGGACUACACUCUCUCUCCUCCUCCUACUAGUUUUUUAACAAUCGGCGGCGCCCAAAAUGUCGCCGUUUCAAAGAAGGGAAUAAUGAGCUUCACGCCGUUAUUAAUUAACCCCCUGUCACCUACAUUUUACUACAUUGCUAUCAAGGGUGUUUACGUAAAUGGGGUAAAGUUACCAAUUAAUCCUUCCGUUUGGUCGAUUGAUGAUUUGGGUAACGGCGGCACUAUAAUUGAUUCAGGUACGACGUUAACGUUUAUUACGGAGCCGGCUUACACAGAGAUUUUGAAAGCGUUUAAAAAGCGGGUUAAGCUACCGAGUCCGGCUGAGCCAACGCCGGGUUUUGAUCUUUGUAUGAACGUAUCGGGUGUGACGAGGCCCGCUUUACCCAGAAUGAGUUUUAACCUUGCUGGUGGUUCGGUUUUCUCGCCUCCUCCGAGGAAUUAUUUUAUUGAAACGGGUGAUCAAAUUAAAUGUUUAGCGGUUCAACCCGUUAGCCAGGAUGGCGGGUUCUCGGUUUUAGGGAAUCUGAUGCAACAAGGAUUUUUGUUGGAGUUUGAUAGGGACAAAUCGCGGCUCGGUUUUACACGUCGCGGGUGUGCUUUGCCGUGAUAGGUCGAAACGACUCCGUUUAUUUUUCUUUCUUUCUUUUUUUUUUUUUUUUUCCUUAAUCGGAUUUUUAAUGAUGAAUUGUUGGGAAAAUAUAAAGUUGUAUUAUUUUUGGACAUUGUGAUAAUUAUUUGCCUUUCUUAUUUUAUUAAUAUAUGAUGGAGGAAGAAAAAAGAAAAAGAAAUUGGGAGAGGAA
Molecule: messenger RNA, 1710 nt
Organism: Ricinus communis (castor bean)
Lineage: Eukaryota; Viridiplantae; Streptophyta; Magnoliopsida; Malpighiales; Euphorbiaceae
Product: aspartyl protease family protein 2
Exons: 1
Coding region: 150-1517 (455 amino acids)
Biological process (GO): proteolysis
Molecular function (GO): aspartic-type endopeptidase activity
Source: RefSeq, a predicted model, not a curated record